Molecule: messenger RNA, 1278 nt
Organism: Penicillium malachiteum
Lineage: Eukaryota; Fungi; Ascomycota; Eurotiomycetes; Eurotiales; Aspergillaceae
Product: putative extracellular exo-polygalacturonase
Exons: 3
Coding region: 1-1278 (425 amino acids)
Biological process (GO): carbohydrate metabolic process
Molecular function (GO): polygalacturonase activity
Source: RefSeq, a predicted model, not a curated record
AUGCGUCUGUACAACUCCCUUUCCUCGGCGUUGGCUUGCAGCCUCGCCAUCCUUGAUUCGGUCCAAGCUGUUCCGACCGCAGCAAAUGUUUGUACCGUGAAGGCCAGAGGUAACAAAAAAGACGACACGCCGAAUAUCUUGCAAGCAUUCGAGAAAUGUAGUGGUGGCGGUACUGUUGUCUUCCCAGAAGGUCAAUCAUAUUGGAUCGCGACCCGAUUAAACCCAGUCAUUCAUGAUGUGACAGUCGAAUGGCGAGGGAAGUGGACAUUCUCCGAUGACCUCUCCUACUGGCGAAACAAUUCCUACCCCAUCGCCUUUCAAAACCACCAUGCUGGAUUCAUCAUCACUGGCAGCAACAUCACGAUUAAUGGAUAUGGUACUGGUGGCAUUGACGGCAACGGUAACGUGUGGUAUGAUGCCGAAGAGAGUGAUACUCAACCAGGCCGUCCAAUGCCGUUUGUAUUCUGGAAUGUGUCGGAUGUCGCCGUGGAUGACUUCUAUAUAAAGGAUCCGCAGCUGUGGAGCUUAAAUAUCAUGAGUGGAAAAAACAUGCGAUUCAACAAUAUCAACGUCAAUGCCACUGCUGUGAACGCACCAUAUGGGGAGAACUGGGUACAGAAUACCGAUGGAUUUGAUACCAUGGACGUUGAAAAUAUCCAGCUCUCGAACCUGGUUUAUCAAGGUGGCGACGACUGCGUUGCAAUUAAGCCACGUUCAUACAACGUUGAUAUUCGCAAUGUCACUUGCCAUGGAGGUAACGGCAUCGCGAUCGGCAGUCUCGGUCAAUACCUCGAAGACUCAAGUGUCGCAAAUAUCCUGGUCGACAAUGUGACCGUCAUCCGUCGAAACAAUGACAUGGAGAACGGCGCCUAUAUCAAGACCUGGAUGGGAGGACUGGUGCCCCAGAGCUCAUAUGAAAGUGCAGGACUCCCACGAGGUGGAGGUUGGGGAACUAUCCGCAACGUCCUCUUUUCAAACUUCUAUCUCGACGGCCCUAGCUCUGGCAUUGCCAUAACUCAGGAUAGUGGUGAUAAUGGCUCGUAUGUUGGAACGAGUAAGAUGGCGAUUUCUAAUGUUGCGUUUGUGAACUUCACAGGAUAUGUCGAUACAACCUCGACCAAGGUAGCGUCUGUGUCUUGCUCGAAUGUGCAUCCGUGCUAUAACAUUGACUUUGAUAAUGUUGUGCUGUAUCCUGAGAACUCGACUACUGUUGGCGUCGGAUCUUGUGCAUACACUGCCAGUGGGGGUGUACACGGCCUUGAUGGAUGUUCAAGUUAG